Molecule: messenger RNA, 720 nt
Organism: Penicillium chermesinum
Lineage: Eukaryota; Fungi; Ascomycota; Eurotiomycetes; Eurotiales; Aspergillaceae
Product: putative C2H2 finger domain protein
Exons: 2
Coding region: 1-720 (239 amino acids)
Molecular function (GO): DNA-binding transcription factor activity
Source: RefSeq, a predicted model, not a curated record
AUGGUCAUCCCCGCUCUCUGCAGAACAGAUAGGAUUCCCACAACGGCCUCUCGUACACAGAUCCAAGACUCGCCCGGACUCGGCCUUGCGAGGGGUCCGGAAACCCGCAGAGAAACGACCAACGUCUACACCAGGGCGCAACCGUCACCGUCGAGGAGCCCAGCCCGCUCAUCCCGAAGGCACCACACCAUCUUUGUCUCCAAGAACGAAUGGAAGCGACACGUCCUCUCUCAACAUCUCCAGCUCGGGUUUUACCGUUGUGAUGUGGGGAAAUGCAACCACCAUCCCCGGUCGCGCUCGCAGAACUCAUCUCCACCACCCGGGCAACCCAAUGACUUUAACCGCAAAGAUCUCUUCACCCAGCACCAACGCCGGAUACACGCGCCUUGGCAGCAGCCAGGACGCCGAAGAGCACCUUCCGAGGAUGAGCAGGCAGCCUUCGAGGCUGGGCUCGAGCAGGUGCGCCAACGGUGCUGGCACGAGCUGCGACAACCCCCUUUGCACAGCCAAUGCGUGUUUUGCCAAGAAGUGUUCUCCGGCGAAGGAAGCUGGGACGCGCGUAUGGAGCACGUCGGGCGACAUGUCGAACGGGACGAUCCCCAGACUCUCUCUCACGCCAACGAAGACGUCCUCCUACGCGAGUGGGGCCUUCGCGAGGGGAUCUUACAGCUCGUUGACGGGCAAUUUCGUCUUGCAUCCCUCGGAGGCAUUGGACGAUGA